This is a messenger RNA of Cyclopterus lumpus (lumpfish), 6598 nucleotides long. RefSeq names its product AMMECR nuclear protein 1 (gene ammecr1). The record is from RefSeq and is a predicted model, not a curated record. Lineage: Eukaryota; Metazoa; Chordata; Actinopteri; Perciformes; Cyclopteridae. Bases 1164 to 2171 code for a protein of 335 amino acids. The transcript has 6 exons.
UCCCCGUGCACGCGUAUGGACGUCGGGAGCGCGCGUGCUAACACGGCACCGUACAUUUCUUCUAAAUUGCACAUUUGAUACCCCAGAAGCUACGCAGGAUGUGUAGCAACCGGGCGCAACGCACUUUCUGAAUCCGCUUCCGGCGUACCGACGACACCGACGCCUGUGCCCACAGACUGAUCACAGGGUUUCUCCCCGUACAGCGCUGAAUGGUAGCAGCUGAGAGGCGGGUGCGGAGCGAGGGUUGCCAAACCCGCAGGAUUUCUCACGGCUCGCGGACUAGAAUGCUCUUCUAUAUGUAUCCCCAUGAACGGAUGACAACCUCCAAAAAAAACCAACACUGACAACUUUCAGUUCUACAUUUGACGCGGAGCUAGCUGGCUUUGAGAUUUUUAUUUAAUUUAAUUUUUUUUGUAAACCAGGUCCAAGAACAGGCAUCAUGCAGGUGCAAACUGUGGGCUAACGUUACUGAAAUGACUCGCUCGGCGCUGACGCGUUUCAUUGUGCCACACAGCCCCGCAUUGUCAGAUGCCAUUUUACUCUCCGUUAUCCCAGCGCCUGGGACUCCAACACACUGGGCCUGUUGUGCAAUUAGAAGUUCGUGAGGCAAACAAGCUGAUGCAAUGAGAAGCUACGCUGCCCAAGACAUUGUGCGCAAUUUGUGCUGAAGCUUAUGGGUCCUGCGUACUCCAGCUCCCGGCUUCCACUUGGAGAGGCGUGCGGCUGGGCUACAGCGCACUGGCUGUCGGCUUCACAUCUGGACCGCCCGACUACUGUCUUCUGCGGCCUGUUCCGACUGUGCACUCCCUGAACUUGUAUGUAUAAGAGAGACUGACGGCGAUCGCCUCGGAUGGUGUCGUGCUAGGGGGAAAGGGGUGCGUAUUUGGCUGGGACUUGACGCUAUCGGUGAUCGACUGGAAUACCGUAGCUGACUACCCAAGGAAAACACGCUUAUCCAGCAAGUUAUGGAUUUUGCGUAGCAAAGUCACGUAUCGUUAAAGCUAACGCUAGGGUGACAUUGCAGUCUUCUCACCACAUCGGUUAUUUCGUCGUCCGACAAAAAAAAGAGUGAAAGUGGACUAUUGUCCAUCAUACGUAUCCGCGCAGUGGGAUUUCUACGUCUAGUCGGCGUUCCCCCCCCCACCCUUCCCGCGGUGACGGUUAUGGGUCGGAAGCGGUGUGUCGGUGCAGAUUGUUCCAAGAUGGCGGCCGGGUGCUGCGGGGUGAAGAAGCAGAAACUGUCGGGAUCGCCCGGGUCGGGGGGUCCCGGCGGGGUGGGGGCGGGAAGCGGGAUGGCAGGAACCGGACACUGUGGCUCGGAGUUGGGGAUUGGCUCCUCAGCCACCGUUGCAGCAGCGGCGAACGUGAGCAGAGCCAACGGCCUGGGGGGACCCGGGGGUAACGUUAGCAGCAGCGGUAGUAGUAGUAGUGGUAGCAGCGGCACAAACGCUCUGUCCCCGUCCCCGGCCGGUUACUCUUCAUCCGGCCUCUCCCCGAAUCUCAGCUCGGGACCGGGUUCGGGAAGUGGAGGCAGAAAAAUGGUCGUCUCAGCGGAGAUGUGCUGCUUCUGUUUUGACGUGCUUUAUUGCCAUCUGUACGGAUACCAACCUCCGAGAACACCCAGGUUUACAAACGAUCCCUACCCGCUGUUUGUCACAUGGAAAAUAGGCAGAGACAAGCGGUUGAGGGGUUGUAUAGGUACAUUUUCUGCCAUGAAUCUGCACUCAGGACUCAGGGAGUACACCCUUACCAGUGCCCUUAAAGACAGCCGCUUCCCCCCUAUGACAAGGGAUGAGCUGCCUCGACUCUUCUGCUCAGUGUCUCUUCUCACCAACUUUGAAGACGUUGGUGAUUACCUUGACUGGGAGGUGGGUGUUCACGGUAUUAGGAUAGAGUUUUUCAAUGAAAAAGGAUCAAAGCGCACCGCCACCUACCUACCAGAGGUUGCAAAGGAGCAAGGUUGGGACCACAUUCAAACCAUAGAUUCCUUACUACGAAAGGGAGGUUACAAAGCUCCCAUCACAAACGACUUCAGGAAGACCAUUAAGUUAACCAGGUACCGUAGCGAGAAGAUGACAAUGGGUUAUGCAGAGUACAUCGCCCACCGCCAGCACCAUCACUACCAGAAUGGCAUUGGGCACCCUCUACCACCCUACAACCAUUAUUCCUGACAGCGAGCCGCAUGACCAAUCAUUGGACCUCUCCGCGGACCUUUUCCCAGGAGAGCCAGCCCCCUCCUGGUCUAGCUAUUUCUACUACUGUACCAUUUUAUGAUGAUAGUUUCCGUUGCCAUGCUGGCUGUCUCCCAGACGUUGACAUGGCAACGGGUGGCAACAAAGCAUCAUUUGAUGAUGGUCUGUGGUUAAGUUUUUGCAGCAUAUGUAUACCAAUAUCUAUAACCCCCCAUAUCCAAUAAUACUUUUGAAAAUUAAACAACUACUAGAUUCUUUUCAGCAAACCUAAUCAGGUGUUUGAUUCUGUGGAUGGAAGGAAGUCUUUUUUUCCGGUGGAUUAGUCUCUCGCUUAUAUUGUUUAGGCUUUGCUACAAUUUUACAUUAUCUAAAAAAAAAAAAGAAAAGAAAAAAAUCUUAUUUUUUCCGUUUCUUUAACUUACUAUCCAGACACGUGUGCCAUGUAGCAAGGCAACUGCAGUUCUCAAAGGCUGUGUCUCUAUUCUGACUCCCCAAAAAUACAAACAAACAAAAAACAAAACAACAGAUUGACUGUUGAGCCUUGUAAACUCUUGUAGUGUUGUAGUUGGAACUAUAUAUCGGGAUCUGUAUACUCCAAAGUCUAGAUGGUAGGAUUGUGAUGCCCUUUGCUGGUAGUGUGUAUUGUUUGAGGUCACAAUCGUGUGUGUGCGUGUGUAUUUCUGUGUGGAUAUAGAUAUUGGUCUGCCACAAGAUGGGAACCAGUUCAGUAAAUUGGAUCUUGCCGAGAGAUCCCCCACAGAUAUCUUUUGAAAAUCCCCUGUUAGUAUUUGUUGUGUUUUAUGGUGGAACCAGUUACACACAUAACUGAGUUUGUUUGGCUAGAGCUUUCAGCCACGUUCCCCUCUUUUUAAUUUUUUUUCUUAACGUUUUUGAAAUGUAAGAUAAUUUGCGGAGGAAGCCAUUUUGUCUGAGGAUAAUCACUUCUUGGCAGAGGAUUUCUUAUUGUAAAAUGGGCUACAAGUGGGUCUGAUUGCCCCACAUUGAACAGGGGGAGCAGGCACCACGACAGGUCCCAAGAAAAAAAGAGGAAAAAAAAUGUGCAUGAGCAGUGCUUUCAUUUGAAUUGACUGUCUGUGUUGGUUUCUGAGUUUACUGGCAUGUGACAGGGCCAUGCGAUAACUACUUAAAGCCAUAUUCUCUUUUUAUCCCACACUUUGUAAGAGUAAUCUGUUGUUUGGCUUGAAGUGUUUUGCAUUGGGCACCACGUAGUGGGUCACCUCUAGUAUGUAGGGUCUUCAAUCUCUCACCAGCCAGCCUCCGGCGAGGCGGCAUCACUGAAUACUAGUCAAACCCGGCGGUUUCAGUCGGAUCGCCCCGUGUCGUAAUCGUUUUGUCUUGCCUCUUCAGAUUAUAGCUAACCAUUUGUCACUCGUUCACAGAGUGUGAUGCGUUCAUAGGGAGGGCUGUAAUGAACACGUUUUUGUCAUUUUGGGAAUGCAUGCCAUUGUGCUCGUCAGAUUCUGAAGCGGUUGCAUCGAGUUGAUUUUAGUUGCUGAAGCCGCACCGCCGCUUCUUCUCCCUCCAACACUUUGCUGUUCAGCGAGAUACCCGUUGGUGUGUGCGUGUGUGUGUGUGUCCACGGCGUUUAGAUUUGCAAGCCUGUUUGGCAGCACGGCGAAACGCAGUCAAGUGAGUUUGAGUUCGCUGUGCGGGGCCCGGCGGCUUGCAGUUAAAGUCUACAAAUAAAAAGCCAGGGCUUUGUUGGGACUCAAGAAGCCAUUUCUCACCCAACACUUACUUGUUGUGAGUCACAUCCACACACACUCUCUCUCUCUCUCUCUCUCUCUCUCUCACUCACUCACUCACUCACUCACUCACACACACACACACACACACACACACACACACACACACACACACACACACACACACACUAGGCUAGUUGGAUCACCGCGGUCCGCCUGCUUUGGGUUCGGCUUUAGUUCCACUGGCUGGGAGGAUUUAAGAGGUUCUGUCCGUAACAUCUUUCUUCGUAACAGCCUUUACUAACUGACAGGUUAUUUUUCUUUAUGCAAAAAUGUCAAGGGCUUUUGGCACUCCAUCCACAGUAACCCGAAAUGACCCAGAUUUAAGUUGUGUUGCCUUAAAUGAAUGAUCUAGUAGGUGAUGGACCGAUAGAUGACGCUCCGGCUGCUCCUCUGUCCCGUGGUACGCUCGCCACCCCCACCCCCCACAUCUUCACACCACAGUGUAGGAAAGGGCCUCAGAUGUCGUUUUGUCACUCGAACGCUAAUCCCUUCGUGGACAUACGGGGGCUCCUGUAUGCCUGCGGUCCCCUCUUUUUCCUUCACGUCUUACCCAGCUGCUGGUCCUCAAUUCUUUCAUUUUUGAAAGCCCCACAUGAACACAUUCUCUUAAAAACAAUGUUGGGCACUGUGGUGUCGUAACCCCUAAAUGUUUAAAACCGGCGGGCAGGCGGCUUCGCGCCUCGUCAAAUGUAAAGCCCGACAGAGGAGCAGAGAGGCGUUCAUUUCCUGGUCCAUUCAACACAGCACAGCCUGAAUUCUUCUGCUGCAAAACCAAAUUGACCAUGCUCUUUUACAUAUAUGUCUUUGUAUACACAUGCAAUGUAUUUAGUUGCAUGUAUGUAUGAGUAUGAGACCUAUGGUUUUAUCCAUGAUAUGCUUGAUCUAUGGCUUAGACGCUCUUAUUAACCAUGAAGAGAUUUAAAAGACAAAUAUGGUGCUAUCGGACCUCAUAUUGGGGUGGUCAUGCGGACUCAUUGAUCAUAUCAUCCAUAAAGAUGCCGCAUGUAAGAUUUUCUCCUUGGUGUGUCGCUGUGACUUGAGUUAUGACGGCACAUUUGUAUUACAGAAGGAUGUGACUGUCACUGAUACAAGCAGUAGCCCCCGAGCAUCUUCGCUUUUCAUUAACCAAUGCGGGCGACUUUGGGAUCAAUUCCCUAUGGGAAAAAACAGACUGAUAUUAUAACACUCAUAACGAAGAAAGACAAGGUCCCUGCAGCAAACACCUCAGAGGGGCUCUGGAAAUGUACUGUCAAUGGUCGUCAUUGCAUUUUUAACAGGGCCACAUUUUUGAGAAAAUCCUACAUGUGUUACCUUUUACUAUCCUUGAUAUAUGCAGAUCUGUUCAACAGGUGUUUUUUUUUCUUUUUUUUCUCCUUGUUUUUGUUUUCCUACCAGUGCAAGUCAACACCCGUGCAGGUUUGAAAGGACACGAAGUCACACGUAGCCUCCCACCCCUCGAUCGCACCCCACACUGUGGCCCCACCUCACGGCCGGGUCGGUCAACGUGUGCCGCGUGCCGUUCACUAGAUAGCGGCGGCAGUAGUGACCGGUGCCUCUCCGGGAAGAUUGGAUGCUGCUUUUGCAGAAGCACGUCCUCCGGUUUCCUUUAGCUGCUCAAUCGUUCCGACCUCUGUAAAGACAAAGUUUGACUUGUUGACUAGCGAACGGUCCUGGAACUACGUUGAAGGUGAGCAUCUCCUUUUAACGGGUCGCAGAGCUAAUGUUUUACGUAGAACACGCAGAAAAUAGUCCUGCUCCUGUACUGAAUUUAACUGUUUAAAGCAUUGAUACCUCAUGGGAUAUUGUGGAGCGACAUUUGUAGUUUGUUGUAGCAGAUUGAGUUUUGGUUCCAUACCAGGGUGAGAGUUCAGCCUCAGCAUUCCUUGUGUGGUCAUUCUCAUAUUUCGUGGAAUGCUCAAGCUUACCUUCGUAUGUUUGACUGAACCAAAGAUGCCAGCGGCCGUGCCCAAAUGCUGCUCUUCAGGCCUGGCUUCCUGUCCUUUCAAAAGACACCCCUGCAAAUGACAAAUGUUUUUUUUUCUCUUUUUUGUGUAUGUGUGUGUGUGUGUGUGUGUGUGUGUGUGUGUGUGUGCGCGCGCGAUUUCUCAAUUGUCUUGACUUAUUGAGCAACCCAAUUUUUCAAUGAAUUUUCAUUGGAGUCUAUCUCUGAAGCCGUACAUGGCAUCAAUGAUGGUUAAAAAGAUGGUUGCAAAUUGUGGUUACAGUACUUGUUUUGUUUAUUGUUAUUAUUAUUAUUAUUGAGUAGAAUUAUUAUUAUUACUAUAAUUUACAAAAAUGAAAAUCCCAUGGUGUGCCUCCUAGCUUUAUGGGUUUAUAAAUGUUUUUUCCCUAAAGACCAGCAGUUAUACUUUGUAUAAAAGAUGGAUUCCUUAUUUUUUAUGCCAUUAAAGAUGAAAAAGCCUGUUUUCGUUACUCUGGACCCAGUAGCUGCACUGGUAUACAAUCGCACUGAUAGAUGAAUAAAAAAAGAAUAGAUGAAUUAUUAAUAAUAAUAAUAAUGACAAAUGAAAUUAGAACUACAAUAAACUUGUGUUUGAAGCUUUUAUAAAAAAUAAAAGAAAGUAAAAAAAUAAAAUGACUGUUUUUGUACAUCAAAAUAAAUUCUUUUCAAAAGAA